Messenger RNA from Euleptes europaea (tarantolino), 810 nucleotides. RefSeq names its product ADP ribosylation factor like GTPase 6 interacting protein 4 (gene ARL6IP4). The transcript has 5 exons. Lineage: Eukaryota; Metazoa; Chordata; Lepidosauria; Squamata; Sphaerodactylidae. The record is from RefSeq and is a predicted model, not a curated record. The coding region runs from base 11 to 775 and encodes 254 amino acids.
CGAAAGGAGAAUGGCUCACAGCCAGGUGAGGAAGAGGUCCAGGUCCAGGAGCAGGAGUGCCUCUCGGAGCAGGCCAGACAUGGAGAAGAGGAAGGAGAAGAGGAAGAGGAGCAAAGACUCCCGGGAGAGGCGAAGCCCAUCUCCUGCCUGCAAGAGAGGCCCCGAGUCUCAAGGGCCCCAGAGGCACUCCGUCUCCUCCAAAGAAGGGAAAAAGAAGAAAAAGGACAAGAAAAGGAGAAAAGCCAGUACCUCCUCCUCAGACACCACCACUUCCUCAUCUUCUUCCGGGUCUUCUUCCUCCUCUGAGGAAGGGUCAAGCGGCGGCGAGUCCAAGGCCAAGAGGAAAAAAAAGAGCAAGAAGAAACUGCCCAAAGAGAAAAAGAAGAAGAGGAAGAGAAAGAAGAAAGCCAAAAAGAAAGCAAGCAGGAAACUGAAGGAGAGGGUGAAAGAGGUGAAGUCCAGGGGAGAAGAGCUUCCCGGCCCUUCCCUGGAGCAGUGGCAGAAAGAGACGCUGGUGGAACCUGGCCCAGCCCUGACGGAUGAGCAGAAAUCCCGCAUCCAGGCCAUGAAGCCGAUGACGAAGGAGGAGUGGGACGCACGGCAGAGCGUCAUAAGGAGAGUUGUUGAUCCUGAGACGGGAAGAACAAGACUUAUUAAGGGAGACGGUGAAGUCCUAGAGGAGAUCGUUACUAAGGAGAGACACAAAGAAAUCAACAAGCAAGCUACCCGGGGAGACGGCCUUUCCUUCCAGAUGAAGACAGGGAUGCUUCAGUAACAGGGUAGACCUGCAACGUGCCAAAGACGCCUUCC